GACGCGUACGUCGGUAUUAUUCUGUACAAAAAGUUUUGUUAGAACAUAGCUGAUAUUUUUUGUUGUAUAGUUAUUUUUACGAAAAAAAAAAUGAACUCGUUACCUGGAGGAUCUGGUGAUAAUCAUAUGUCUUUAAGUCGGAGAACAUUAUUUCAUAUAAUGCAAGAAAUUAAUGCUAAACAUUUUAAUGCACGAUUUGACCAUUUAAAGAAACGUUUAGUUACAUUAACAGAAUGUCCAGAAAAUUCCUUAAAUAAAUUAUUAUCAUACUUCAUUAGUGAGUUUAAAUCUAAAUGGCAAUCAUCACAGAGAAAAAAGAACAUAUUUCUAUCAAAAAAUAAAAUCUGGUUAGACACUGAAAUACAUUUUCCUUCAAAGAUUUCAACUCAGUCGGGCAAAUCUAGAGGUCGGCCUUCCACAUCAUUUCAUGAUAGUAGUGAUCGAUCAAAAAGAAGAAAAACGGAACAAUUACGUACCCAAUAUAGUCCAACUAUGCUUUCAUAUGCUGCUCAAAUGUCUCUAAGAAAAUCUGGAAAUGUAGAUAGUGCUUACGUUAUAAAAAAUAUUACAUGUACAACACCUACAAGAGCUUCAAAGUACAAAAAAUCUUAUAAAGACAGUAAAAAUAAAAUUAAGGUUAUUUCUAAUGACGAAGCUCUUUCUUUGCUUAUUGAGGCUCAGUUGACAAAGCAUCAGUACAAUUUAAUUAGGACACAGGCAAAAAAACAUGGUUGUAAUAUUUAUCCUGCAUAUCAUCUUUUAAGAUACGCAAAAAAUGAAUGUUAUCCUGAUAAAUCUUGUUUGCAAAUAACAGAAAGUUGUGCUGAAGUGAAAUUACAAGCAUUAUUAGAUAUAACUACUCAAAGAAUUUUAAAAUCACAGGGCCAGGGUAGUAUAUUGAUUCAGUGAGUGAUAAAUAUUUUGAAAAAUUAUAUUUAAUUUCCAAAUGGGGUUGUGAUGGUAGUUCUCAACAAAGUGAAUACAAACAAGUUUUUAAUAGUGAAUGCGACUCGGACUCGAGUAUAUUUUUUACAUCUGUUGUACCUUUGCAAUUAGUUAGUGGAGAUAUAGAUGGCCCCAAUAAGAUAAUACUAUGGCAAAAUCCCCGUCCUUCAUCACCCAGAUAUUGUCGACCAAUUAAAAUUCAAUUUAUACAUGAGACCGUAGACAUAACUUUACAAGAAAAGGUGUGUAUAGAAAAUCAAAUAGAAAAACUUCAACCAUCUAUUUUUCAUUUUAACGAUACUGAAAUCAUGGUGAAACAUAUUUUGAUGUUUACUAUGAUUGAUGGUAAAGUGUGUAACUCAGUCACUUCAACUAAGUCUGCAAUGAAGUGUUAUAUAUGUGGAAGUACAUCUAAAGAUUUUAAUAAAAUUGAAAAAAUGAUAGAUAUAAAAACAAAUGAUUUA
Molecule: messenger RNA, 1409 nt
Organism: Aphis gossypii (cotton aphid)
Lineage: Eukaryota; Metazoa; Arthropoda; Insecta; Hemiptera; Aphididae
Exons: 2
Coding region: 91-909 (272 amino acids)
Source: RefSeq, a predicted model, not a curated record